This is a messenger RNA of Cyprinodon tularosa, 3203 nucleotides long. RefSeq names its product leucine-rich repeats and calponin homology (CH) domain containing 2 (gene lrch2). Gene Ontology annotation, molecular function: protein binding. The record is from RefSeq and is a predicted model, not a curated record. NCBI's taxonomy places the organism in Eukaryota, Metazoa, Chordata, Actinopteri, Cyprinodontiformes, Cyprinodontidae. The coding region runs from base 113 to 2353 and encodes 746 amino acids. The transcript is spliced from 21 exons.
GAAGCCCAUCCCCUAGCGUCGGUCCGGGGAUCGCUCCCUGCAUGCGCAUGGGCGGAGGAAGUGCCGCUGUGCGCUCUUAUUUCUACGGGUAAUUUGUCCUUUUUUUAAGAAAAUGGCGUCUGGUCAGGGAAGUGUAGGAGCUGUCACCGCUUUACAAAACCAUGACUACCCCAGCGGCCCCCUUUGGAGCCCCGGUAUCGGCCAGUACCCCCACCACCAGCAACAGCAGCAGCAGCAGCACAGUGCGCGCAGCCUGGACCGCGCUCUGGAGGACGCAGCCAGCUCGGGGAUCCUGAACCUGAGCGGCAGGAAGCUGAGGGAGUACCCGGGGACCAACUACGACCUCACCGAUACGACACAAGCAGAUCUAUCCAAGAAUCAUCUCACAGAGAUCCCCCCGGAGGUGUGUCUCUUCGCCCCGCUCGAGUCGCUGAACCUUUACCACAACUGCAUCAAAUCCAUCCCUGAAGCCAUUAUCAAUCUGCAGAUGCUGACUUAUCUUGACAUCAGCCGAAAUCUCCUGGCGGUUCUGCCAAAAUACCUGUUUAAUCUCCCCCUCAAAGUCCUGCUUGUAAGCAACAACAAGCUGGUUUCCAUCCCCGAAGAGAUCGGCAAGGCCAAAGAGCUGAUGGAACUGGAUGUGAGCUGCAAUGAGAUCCAGGUCCUGCCAGCUCAAGUGGGGAGGCUUCACGCCUUACGAGAGCUCAACAUCAGGAAGAACUGUCUCCAGAUGCUGCCCGAGGAGCUGGCAGAUCUUCCUCUCAUCCGUCUCGACUUCUCCUGCAAUAAGAUCACAGAGAUUCCUCCAGCUUUCAGGAAACUCAGGCAACUGGAGUACAUCAUCCUGGACAACAAUCCUAUGCAGUCCCCUCCGGCACAGAUUUGCCUGAAGGGCAAAGUUCAUAUAUUCAAGUACUUGAACAUCCAGGCUUGUAGAAUGGACAAGAAACCAGACACCCUGGACCUCCCGACCCUCAGCAAGCGUUGUCUUCCACAGCCCCUCACCGAUAGCAUGGAAGAUUUCUAUCCCAGUAAGAAUCAUGGACCGGACUCUGGAAUUGGUAGUGACAAUGGUGACAAGAGGCUGUCUACAACAGAGCCUUCAGAUGACGACACCGUCAGCCUCCAUUCACAGGUCUCAGAGACCGCCCGCGCCGACGCCCUGUCCCUACUCUCCAAAAUGGACUCCUGCAAAGAACAGGAUCUGUAUGACUUUAUAGAACCCAACCCCGACGAGGAUCCUGCUCUGUCAGAGAGCGAUGGGCAGCAAAACAGCCAUGUGUCUUGUAUUAAGGAACUGGAGAAAGUUCUGAACAUGUCCCAACAAUGUAAAGAUAAAGACAGCUGGAAGGAGGAGUCUGGUUCUGAUAAGGACCAGCUUGCAGAAGAAGAGGAUGAUGAGCUGAAAGAAGUGCUGGAUCUGAGGAAGAUUGCCGUGCAGCUUCUGCAGCAGGAACAGCAGAACCGACGACGGUCCCUAAUUUGCAGAGCGGAGAGUCUAAUCCACCGAAGGCGAAUGACUGGCAGGGCACACAGAUUUCUGAGUCACUCCGGAAGCUGCAGCAGUAAACCAAGGCCACCGCCUCAGGCCGCUCGAAGUGCUUCUCUGGAUGAAGGAAGCAGUGGCGUAUCAGUGCUGAGUGGACAGCCUUCUUCGUCUUACUCUUUUGAUGGAAGCUUAAAAUCAGGACAGUCAGACUGUGAUCCAAACUGGCCCGAGGUUCCUCCUGUGCUCAACCAGAAUGAAGAUCGCAAGCGGAACAAGUACCUGCGGAAGGACUACCUAAAGUACAAAUGUCAGAGCGCUCGUAAAAACUCCAGCGGGAACGAAGACUGCGAGGAGGGCUUACGCAAUGCCGAUUUUAGCACCACGUUGACUGUCUUUGGACUCAAACCAAGAUCAGCCUUCACACGUGGAACCCGUCAAGACUUCAGCUCGACAGAUCCCAGUUUUACCAUGAGGAGGAAGAUGGAGCAUUUAAGAGAGGAAAUGGAGCAAAUUGGUCUUUUACGACAGAACAUUGAGUCUCGACUAAAAGUCCUGCUCCCAGAGGAUGUUGGUGCAGCUUUGAUGGAUGGAGUGGUCCUCUGCCAUUUGGCCAAUCACAUAUGUCCCCGCUCUGUCCCCAGCAUUCACGUGCCGUCACCUGCAGUACCAAAGCUAAGCAUGGCAAAAUGCCGCAGAAAUGUUGAAAACUUCCUAGAGGCCUGCAAGAAGCUUGGAGUGCCGCAGGACAAGUUGUGUCUGCCACAUCACAUCUUGGAGGAGCGAGGUCUGGUAAGGGUGGGAUUGACCGUCCAGGCUCUGCUGGACCUGCCUGCAUCAAAGUCCACACACCUUUCAUCUAUUUGAUACAGGGAGUAAACUAUGCCUACUUCUUGCAGUCUCUUUCCAAGGGCAUAUUUAGACCCACACUGCCAAGGAGACUGAGGACCCCUCUUUUCGGGGGCGAGGAUUCUGUAACUUGUGGCUUUAUGACCGUUUGCUUCCGACUGACUGAAACAGGAGAAAAAAAUAUGAAACUUCUCUUUAAAUGAUGUCAGUCAGCAACCAGUUCCUACCCAUCACAUUAUGCAUAUUGUUGCUUGAUCCUGGGCAGCGCAUUCCACUGGCUUCACUGUUAACCUUGGUGAAAAGACGGAUGUGACAGUUGGGUUUAUGAGACCACAUCUAAGUCUGUCUGCUGGAAUCACGGAAUCUGCAAGUGCCAGUACAGAUUGGACAUCCAUGCUGUUAUUUCAAUGUGCCAAAGAAAUAACAGGCAUAAUUCUCUUUUUCACUUACGGAGUUUGGAUUUUUUAAUUUAUUCUUUUUUUAUUGUUUUUUUUUUUUUUUUUUUUAUUCCACUCCAACCUGGAGUCAUAAAUAUAUAUCAUGAACUUCAUUUAAAGUCCUAUUUUUUCUUAAUGAGCUCAAGCAUAAGCUACUUUAUAAUUUGGUGCUCUUCUGAAGACUACUGAGCAUAACUGCUGGAAUUCCGUUUCGUUUUUUAGCAUCUGUAAAUGAUUGCAAAAGUCACACAAUUCUUUGUACUGAAGUUACAGUAUUUACUGUACAAGACUGUAAUAUUCAUAUACCUUUGAUUUGUUUUUCCAGUUUGUUCUCUAUUAUCUUCCUUGUAUUUUAUUGGGUUUUUAUGUGAUGGAUCAAAGCUAGAACCAAAUUAUUCUAAAUUGGAGAGAAAAUAAUAGUUUUUCACAUA